UGGAUGCUGCGUCCGAGAGAAGGAGCUCAGGUUCCUCCUGUGCUUGGCAAAAUCCAACCCUCCUCUUCCUAAAAAUAAGGGGGGAUCGGUUGGCUAUUGGCUCCUGCGGUGUGAGGAAUGAAGGGAGCCUGGUUUCAGUCCUGAGAAGAGUGCCCCAAUAGCCAGCUGGAGCGGGUCAGAGAAGCUCUGCAAUGAGCAGACAGCUAUUGCAAAGCAGGAUGCAGCAGGAAUAUCGGAAUGUUUGCGUCCUUCUGCCCAACAGAGAGCAACUCGGUGUAACCGUCGGGGUAAAAGCCACCGGACAGGAGCUCUUCCAGCAAGUUUGUGACUUAGUGAAGAUUAAAGACCCUCACUUCUUUGGCCUCAGUAUUGUUAAAAACAAUGAAUAUGUAUUUAUGGACCUGGAGCAGAAGCUUAGCAAAUACUUCUCGAAGGAAUGGAAGAAAGAGACGAGCAAAGGUACAGAGAAGUUCACCCCUCCUUUUGUUGCCUUCUUCAGAGUACAGUACUAUGUAGAAAAUGGAAGGGCCAUAAGUGACAUGGCAGCGCGGCACCUGUACUACUGCCAUCUCAAGGAGCAGGUGUUGAGGUCUCGGUGCCUCCACAAAGAAGAAAUCUACUUCCUGCUGGCUGCGUAUGGUUUACAGGCUGACUUGGGCAACUAUAUGGAGAAUGUCCAUGUUGGGAAAUAUUUUGAACCUCAAGCCUAUUUCCCACAGUGGAUAAUUGCAAAGAGGGGGAGUGACUAUAUCUUGAAGCAUGCUCCAGAGAUGCACCAAGAACAGCAAGGUCUGACCGCUAAAGAUGCAAUCCUGAAGUUCAUUAAGGAGUCCUGUUUGCUGGAAGAUGUACCUGUCCAUUAUUACAGAUUACAGAAGGAUAAGAAGGAAGAUCGCCCAACAGUUGUCCUGGGCCUCACCCUUAAAGGAAUUCACAUCUAUCAGGAGGUGAACCAUGUCAGCCAGCUGCUCUAUGACUUCCCCUGGUCACACAUUGGGAAACUCGCGUUUCUGGGGAAAAAAUUUGAGAUCCAGCCAGAUGGUUUGCCCUCUGCCCGGAAGCUGGUGUACUACACGGGUUGCCCUUUCCGGUCACGACACUUGCUGCAGCUCCUGAGCAACAGCCACCGACUCUUUCUGAACAUCCAGCCGGUGCUGAAGCAUAUCCGAAAGCUGGAGGAGGCAGAAGAGAAGAAGCGUUAUCGGGAAUCCUACAUCAGUGACACUCUGGAGAUGGACCUUGACCCCUCGGAUAAGCACUCCCAUGGCAGUGGAAGCAGUGGGGGCAGCCGGAGGAACAAUCGACUAUCUCGUCAAUCAACUGGGAGCCACGGCAGCUCGCACACGUCUGGUAUUGAGGCAGAUUCGAGGCACAGGAUGUCAGUGGAAAUGUCAGUGGAUGAGCCCUUCGGUAUCGAUCGGGUUCAUCGGAAGGAGAAAUCAUGCAGCUCGACCGUUAGCUAUGGCAGCUCUGGCAUUGACAGUGGUGGCAAAGGGAGAGCUGAAGAUGACUCUCAGGAUGACGAGGUUGAGCUGGCAGUGGAUGAGCCGGAGGAGGUGCCUGUGGAUGAGCCUGUAGAGAGAAACCAGUUGGAGGAGGCAGCUGAAGGAGAGUCUGUCAGUUCUCUUGCUUUAGAUGCACUUUGCUGUCAAGCCCUUAAGCAGAAGCCUCUCUCUGUGGUACAAGUCACACUGAUAAAAAUGAGAGGCCAAAGUGUGGAAUCUCUUCAUCAGGUGAGACAGCCUAAAGACAGGAGCUGCGCAGACCAGCACAGCCAGAGUUUGGAUGACAUCCGUCUUUACAAGCAUCGGCAUCCACCGCUAAGCUCCACAUUAUCUUCGGACACCUCCCACAGCUACACAUUUGGUUGUGCACUGGAGGAUAAGCUGGCCAACUACGGCUGCGUUUAUUCAACAGCAGACUGCAAAACCAAGUCCGCCCUCUAUGGAAAGAGAUCCAUGAACUGCCUGUCUCUGGAUCUCUUGGGAGAAGACCAGCUGCCGGAGGAGUUUGUGGUGUAGCCAAGUUGGCAAGGUCCUAACCCAAGGAGAUGGCUCAUUAGGGAAAUAAAAGCUACUAUAUAUACCUCAUCAAUGCACGAUACAUUGCUUUUGAUCUCGGAGGUGAUUGGUAAAUGACUUUUGUACCCUAUUAAGGGAUGUAUAAGUAGUGUCACAACCCAACAAACCUGACAAAAGUGCAAGUUUAUUACAGGGCAGCACUUUAAUUAAAAAGAAAAAUACUGGCAUUGGAAUAUCUGUCCUCUACCCAGCGCACAGUUAAAGUGGACUGCCCCAAUAGAAUAGACAAUUUUUUUUAUUUAAAAUACCAGUGGGCAGUUGGCCCAAAACACCUAAUAAGCUAAUAGCACAGAGAGCACAUCUGAAUUGACUUACCUGAAAGGAACUACAGAUUCCACAUUGAUUAUUUUUUUUUAAAGCCACCUAUUUCCUGACCUUUUGUGCCCAUAAUGUUACACUAAUCCAGUGUGUUGGUCCCCUUGAAUUCACUCUACUGAGGCACCUGCUGUCAACUGUCAGUUUUCUGAUAGAACAUAUCUCAGAUUAUCAGCAAUGGGGAUGGACCUUCUGCAGCUCUGUAAUAUCUAUACCUGUCCUGCUCCCUUUGAAAUCAAUGGAAGCUUCACUGUUGGCUUCACUAGGAGCAGGAUCUGCCCCACUGUGGGUUUGUUUCUAGGUUCCCUCCCCCACCAAACCAAAAACAUACCAGCAAUUGUACUGCUGUUUUUUUAAACUGCGUUUUAGAGCAACGAAGUGGGAACCACUGGACACUAACUAUAGCCACAAACCUUCACUAUUGAUCCCUAGAUACAGUCUUCAUCCUCGUUAUUGUUUGGAAAAUAACAGGAUGACUCAGCUGCUUCCAGCAGUUUGGAUUUUGAGGAAGUCAUGACGAAAGUGCUAAUUGAUUGGCUUUUCAGGAAGAAGUGUGACUGGAGAAGUUGUUCAAGGAUGAUGGCUUCUACUUGAAUCAGAGCACUUUUUAAAAAACAACUCAAUUCCAUAUGAAUUCACCCUCAGAGUUUUGGAGGCGGAACAUGGAGAAAAUAGAUUUCAGGGGAUGGCUAGAGUAGUUAUUAGGGAUGAUGCCCAGUUUUGGUUUUGAUUGGGGCAUUCAGCUGGUGAAGGAUGAGACUGUAAGGCACCUGAUGAUAUAUAUUUGUGGUUGUUUCUGUAUCAAAGGUAGUGGUAUGUGGAUUUGGUUUUUUUUUAGUGCUAUGGAGCUGUGCCAGUGUUCUGUGAAAGGAUACAUGCGUUGGUACUAUACGAUAAAAAGUGCUCAUAUUAGGUCUGGAGAUGAGAUGCUUUCUGCCUUCAUUCACAAAAGUGAUGCUAUGUUGUUUUCCCCUUUUUUUCCCACCUGCAGUACUUAGGGGAAAAGAGAAUGACACAACCACCUAUAACCCCAUCGCCAGUUUGCAUCGUGGCGAAUGGAGAGAAAUGAUGUAACGAAUCAAUGUUCCAUACAUCCCCUCAGCAAAGAAUAAUUAUUUUAGAAAAUAAAGCACAAUGAAUGCAAAAUGUCCUCUUGCAGUAUCAAUCUUGCUGCACUAAAGAGUUGAAAAUAGUUGAAUGCAUGUAAGCUGCAGUCAGACCACAGUUAAAAUUGUCAUUGCAGUUUUGAAAGUCAGUUUGCUGGGCCUUUUAAGAGGAAGAUGCUCACUGUGAACCCAGCACAAAUGGAAAACUGCAUUGUAUUACCAUCUUAGGCAGCAGUCAGUUGGACAGUUGCAUUGCAAGUGAACUAUUAAAAUAACCAAGCCAGAAACCCCAUGAUCUCAGUUAUGGUACAAGAUUUCCAUGCAGAUAGCUAUAUCUCACAACAGCAGCUGCAUCAAACAUUGCUCUGUUGAAAAUGUCAGUUAUCCUAUUGUGUUAGAUGACAUUUAACUUACUGUACAUGAGGUUAGGAUUGUUGGUGUUGUCUUCAUUUUUCAGUCAUCCUUUGUUGUUCUGACAAGGAAGUGGUCUUAAACUUAAGAUGCACAAAAGCAGCUAUGUAGCAUGCUCUCAAUAUGUCAUUCUGUCUGACUCAACAUAUUUUCAUUAUCAAGACACAUUUUAUAAAAAACAAUUUUUUUCUCUAUUUUUGGUCAGAAAAUGUCUAGAACAUAUUUGAGCUGGUGGCUGCUUGAGUGCAUGAGUAAAAGUCUGUUGUACUUGCUAUGUGUAUGAGAAUCUUCAUGGUUUACUGGUAACUCUGGAACUCCAUACCUUGGGUCAGUCCUUGAUGGAGCAAAACUCCCUAUGAAGUCACUGGGAGUCUUGUUGAACUCAAGAACUGUAGAACUUGACCGUUUGAGAUUUCCCCAUUCUCAGCACUGUGUCCAUGUGCCAGAUCCUGCAUCCACUAAUGUAAUGUCAUUGAAUACAUUUUUUGAGUCGAAUAGAUGCAAUACUGACCCCAAUAUGUAUUUUUUGAUAGUGUGUCUCUGCCUAUCAGUCACCUAUAACCGUGGUUUAUUCCACUGGUAUUGCUAUUAUUACUUUGUAAUGCUUUAGAAUGAUUUGUAUUAUGCUGAGUUAAUCGGUUUACUUUGACUAUCCAAAGCAAAGCGCAAAACCCCUCUACAUCAUACUUCAUUAUUUUUACUUUGAGUCUAGACAGCUAUAGAGCUUUUAACUCGUACAUUAUCAGUCAAAUCCAGCCCCAGUUUGGUAGUGACCAAAAGUUGCAACCAUUAAAGGCCUAUUGAACAGCAUGUAAAAUGAGUUGGGGAAAGUGGGUUCAUCCAGGAUCAUGCAGACAAGUGACCUCAUUCCAUGGAGACUGAACUUACCUUUUCACUCCUCAACUUGGAGGGACCACCUCAGAGUUGAGAAAUGCUGGUGGGGGUCUGGGGCUGCUUUUGCUGUCCAUGCUGUAGGUCUAUUCUAUCUAAAGAGAGGACUUCAGCCUACAGUGCUGUCACUCGAAUGCUAAAUUCACUCAAUCACUCACCCAUUCUAAUACAAUUCUUCCAGGAAAUCUUCUAUUGUUAAGACUCUCACUUUCAUUUUGGGGAGGUGGAGGGUAAAAAUCCAGCAAAGUAUUUUUUUCUAGAAGUUCUUUGGGGAAAAAUUUUUAUGUGCUGCAUGCUCGCUCACUCUUUUCUAUAAAUAAAUUACCUUUAACAUUUGGAUAUUUGCUAUAGUCUAAUAGACUGAAGUGUUGACUACUUUUUUUUUUAAAGUGCCAGUCUGAUCACUGUCACCAAACAGUGAAGUUAAGUUUUUUAUCACUGAUUUUUGUGCAUGUUAGAAACAAACAAAAAGACCCACAAUUCCAAGGUGAUGUGAAAACUCACUCUCUCUCUACAAUUUUUAAAUUAUUGCUGCCACUAUUUUAAAGUGCUAAGUUUGUGACUCUGAUUUACAAACGAGGUGGAACACCAAUGCCUAAAAGUUAAAGUAGUUCUUGCAUGUGUAUCCAUUGCAUGCAAUUGCUGGUUGUGUGUAAAUAUAUGUAUAUAUUUAUUUAUUGUAGUUGGUGCGGAGAGAAAACUCUCCAAACUUUGGGCAGUCUUAUCCUGUUGGUACAUGCAGCUCAUAUUGAUACUGAUGUAUGCAUAUGAAAGGCAGAAUAGACCCGUUUUCUGUGUAGAUUGAGAGUGACACGCUCUAUAUCUUACAAACACUGUGAAUAUCUAUUAUGCAAUCUUUUUGUAUUCAUGUGACACUACUGUUUUGACUAGUAAUGUACUUUGUUAUCUUUGAGUCUAGAAGUUCUACUUUAUUAUUUGUUUUUGGAUUAGUUGUGGUAGGGGGUAAAAAUAAGCAUUUUAUCUAUGAUGUUAUGAAACCAGCUGCCGAUGUUUGUACAGCUGUAAUAUACUCAUGGUAUAAGUCACUCUAUUUUAAUGGCAAAAGUUUCUCCUUUCCAUGAAAGGAAUCUUUAUUUUUAAAAAUUUAAAUAUAUAUAAAUAUAUGUACACUUGUA
Messenger RNA from Terrapene triunguis (Three-toed box turtle), 5940 nucleotides. RefSeq names its product FERM domain containing 1 (gene FRMD1). NCBI's taxonomy places the organism in Eukaryota, Metazoa, Chordata, Testudines, Emydidae. Gene Ontology annotation, biological process: positive regulation of hippo signaling. The record is from RefSeq and is a predicted model, not a curated record. The transcript has 14 exons. The coding region runs from base 192 to 2021 and encodes 609 amino acids. Gene Ontology annotation, cellular component: cytoplasmic side of apical plasma membrane; cytoskeleton.